ACAGAUAGUCGGCGUACUGUCCACCGGAGCGGUUGAGUUUACUACCUAUACUACAAUGACAAUCACUGUCAAAGUAUUGGAUUUCAGAAAAAUUUACCACGCAAUUUAUUAACGAUGAAUGUAGUGCCCGAAAAUAUUGGUCAAAAACGAACAUGCAAACAGUCAUCACAGAAUGAUGCUGAUGAAACGAUUUUAGAAUGUAAAAAUGAAGGAAAACGCCUGAAGUUGGAAUCAGUUCACCACUUGACGUUAAGUAAUCAGAUGACAUCAACUCCGUUGGAUAUUCUAUCACCGAUUGAAGUAAACUAUCCGUCUGAAAACAAACAGUCUGCCAAUAAUCCUGUUAGUUCAGGCAUAAAAUUUAUUGAUUGUGAUGAACUGGCUUCAUUACUAACCUCAAACUAUUCAUGUAAACAAUGUGUACCGCUCAUACUUGACAUAAGAAGUCUUGCCUCUCAAGCUAAUUUACGAAUACAAACAGCAAUCGGCAUACCAUGUGAAUCUCGUGUAAAGUUACGUCGUGCAUUGUCAGUGCUAAAUAAUUAUUUACGUGCUAGAGAACAAUGUUUUAAUACUCAUAAUCUAAAGGACUACCAACCUAACUACCGUUUAAUAAUCAUCUAUACUGAUUCUGAUAUCGGUGGAUUUCCUAUGUUAAAAGAUCUUCUUCACUGCUUGGUUAAACACUUGAUUGAUGUUCAUCAUUUAGAUGCAAGAGUUCUCAAAGGCGGUAUUCAAGAGUUUUGCAAUUCUUAUCAUCAUUUAUGUGAACAGCCGUUAGCCGAAUCUCAGUCUAUAAGUGGUGAUUCGAAAACCAGUCACACUGAAAAUAUAACUCAUAAUGAGUCGAGAAAUAUAAAGGAUAAGUUCGCUCAUUCUUUGAACAUUCAACUUACAAAAAUAAAGUGUCGAAAAUUAGAAUUCAAAUGUUCACCAAUAUUGUUACCGGGUUUAGGCUUGUCUUCAGGAAAUACAGAAUACAAGCCGAUUCGAUUACACAAUUCAGUAAAACAAUCUAAUAAUUUAGCUUCAACAAUAAUUAACCGCUGUAACUCAACUGCAAAUUUUAUUGGAAAACAAUGGAAUCUAGCAGAAUUUUGUGUAACUGAGAGUGAUCCUGGUGAUCCAAAAGAUAUAUUUCGUGCCGAAAUCAGUCGAAUAUUCCCUUUUCUAUAUCUAGGGAAUGAAUACGAUGGUCAAAGUGAAAAGAUUUUAGAUAAACAUGGCAUAGAUUCAAUUUUAAAUGUAACUAUUAAAACACCAUUUCUUGAUGAAUCGCGAUUUAAUUGCUGUCGUCUUCCUGCAAACGAUUCACAUUCACAAGAUUUACGAUCGUAUUUUACAUCAGCAUUUCAAUUCAUCGAAGAAGUUCGUUGCUCUGGCAAAACUGUACUUGUUCAUUGUCAAGCUGGUGUGUCCAGAUCACCAGCUUUAAUUAUUGCUUAUUUAAUGAACUAUUCAAGUUUGUCACUAAGCGAUGCUUAUCAAUAUGUGAAAUCGAAACGUUCGGUGAUUGCACCAAAUUUCGCCUUUAUGGGGCAGUUAUAUGAGUUGGAAUCGGACUUAACAUCUGGACGAUUAUCAAGACAGUCGAAUAUCUUAGAUCCAUUAUUAAAACCUAAUUAAUCACUAUGAUUGUUACUGUUAAUAACAUCAAAUUCGAUACUACCUAUCUAUUUGUUUGACUAAUUUUAUUUAUGCCGUUUGUGAUUUAGUAGUAUACACCAGUGCGGUUGGCUGUAACCAUUUUGAUAGAAAUUUGUAAAUAUCAUCAUUACCUCAGUCACACAAUAAUUCAGGUAAAAUACAUAAUACCAUUAUUUUCAUCCCAUAUCUUAAGCUUAUUAUGUUCUGUUUAUCAAUGUGAUUCAUGUGUUCAAUGUAAAAACUUUUAUAAUUUAUUAUCACAAUAUGUCAAUUCCAAAAUGUUCUACUUAUUUUCUCAUAUUCACCUCAACGAUUUUUUUUGGAAAAAAAUGAGUACAAGACAGAAACAUUUUCUUUCAGAUGAUUUUUUUCUAUCCAGAUUUCAAUAUUUUUAAAAGAGAAAGAUGAAUACAACUUUUAUUUGAAUUUUGCUGUUUUGUUUAAAUGAAUUCAGCAUUUUUGUUUUGGAAUUUUUUAUAUCAAUUUCUGUAAAAGAAAUUUGUUAUCCUCAACAGUAAUUUGAACAUUGUUGCUAACGUUAUUGUACAAAGUAUGAAUUUCUCUUUAUCUGUUUGUUUAUGCUCAUGUGUGUAUGUAAACGACUGUUUUUGUUUUCUACUUUUUGUAAAAUAUCAAUUUUGAAUUCGAUUGCUUUUUUAAUGAUUAUGGCGAAGAAAAGAUUAUGAAAAAAACUAUCUCCUUGAUUGGGUAGUAUUCAGGGAGAUCAAAGGAUUAUCUUUCUUUUAAUUAAACGUUAAGCUCUUGCUGGUAACGAUAAUUAAGUGUGAGUCUUUUCUAAUUCCAAUUUUCGGAUAGCCUUUUCGCUUUUCUGACCGAUUGUCAGUACUUUCAGUUUAGUAACUUUCUUUGUGCUCUAAGGUCAUGUUUUUAUUGAUAUAUCUAUACAGAGUUGUACGAUUUAAACUUGGCUUAAAUAUCAAUUUCCUUGAA
Molecule: messenger RNA, 2598 nt
Organism: Schistosoma mattheei
Lineage: Eukaryota; Metazoa; Platyhelminthes; Trematoda; Strigeidida; Schistosomatidae
Source: the annotation of a GenBank genome assembly